Aspergillus costaricaensis CBS 115574 is the source of this 1892-nucleotide messenger RNA. Its product is annotated as NYN domain-containing protein. The record is from RefSeq and is a predicted model, not a curated record. Bases 243 to 1793 code for a protein of 516 amino acids. Gene Ontology annotation, biological process: protein import into nucleus. The transcript is spliced from 2 exons. Lineage: Eukaryota; Fungi; Ascomycota; Eurotiomycetes; Eurotiales; Aspergillaceae. Gene Ontology annotation, cellular component: nucleus. Gene Ontology annotation, molecular function: guanyl-nucleotide exchange factor activity; small GTPase binding.
CGCCAACACGCUCUCUCGUUAGGUCUGCUGGACCACCAUGUUGAUCGGCUCUAUAUCUAUUUGCUCUGUUUUUCUUUGCGAUUUUGACCUACCGUUUUCCGUUUGUGCUUGACAUUCUCUGCGAGCCCGCCGGUUUGUGAUUAUCUCUGGAGGCAACCCCGCUCGCCUUAUCAAUCACUGCUCCAGCUGCUGCCGGGCAAUCAACACCCUCAUUGCACACCAAUUUCGCCCUCGUACUUGUAAUGCCAUCAUCGUUUGAAUCAGCUUCAAAUUGGGAUUUCACUCCGGUGAUCAAUCUCCUCCGCACCCCGACCUACGGCACUGGUAGCUCAUCGGUUCCUUAUCGCCACCCGGAGUCCGCCCCAAUUGUUCGGCCUGCUUGGGAGACAAACAACAACGAUGACUCCGCUUCCUCUGCUGAUGUGCGCGAGGUGAGGCCUGGUGAGGGGGCCCCUCCGAAACUAGGAGACUUUGGUUCUCUUUGGGAGCUUUUAGGCAGUACUAGCAUCUCGGCCAGCCGCCCACCAGUUGAACCUUGUGAACUUCAGCGGAACACGCCUACCCCUACGCCACAAUCGCCUAAGCGAAUCGAAAUCCUCAAACGACCUUUGAAUGACCCUGUCGACUCUGCAGGCUUGGAUGAGGAGCCUUCCCGUACUCCGUCAAAGCCUAUACCUGUCUCCAGGUCCCGCAACUUGCAGGCCAAGGCCACCGCCGGGAAGCGAGCUCCCAAUAAAUCAGAUGUUGCACUAAGCAAGCAUGUAGAUGAGGCUAGCACCUCUGAGAGCGCUGUGGAAGCCGAGUCUGAUGGCAACCUUAGCGUCUUUGAUCCUCCUUUGCUCAAGAGUGGAAGCACUCCGUCGCUGGUCCCUCCGCAGGUCGGCACGGCGGGUGCCAUGUCUGAUCCAUAUGAGACGCCGCCUUCCUCCUAUGAUGAGUCGAUGGAGGCAUCUCCCCCGAAGAUUGUGAAAAAUCCUCCCAACACUGGCACGCUACGCGUACAGCCUAUUGCAUAUAGGUCUACGGCUGAUCGGAGGAUCGGUCUCUUGACUAAGCUUUUGAAGAACUUCCCCGACUAUGCAGAUGCCGUAACCCAAGUCGGGCGGCCUUUGAACUCUAAGAAGACGGAUGUCACCCGCCGUCCCAUCCAUGUCUUUGUUGACAUGUCCAAUAUCAUGGUUGGAUUCCACGAUACGGUCAAGCUAUCGCGCAAAAUCCCGGUGAAGACGCGGAUUCGUCGUUUGCCUUUGUCAUUUCAAAACUUCUCUCUAAUCCUCGAGCGUGGCCGGCCCACCGCCAAACGAGUCCUGGUGGGCUCGGAUCGAUUUGCAGCCAUCACCGAAGGCGAACAACUUGGUUACGAAGCCAACAUUCUCGAUCGGGUCCACAAAGUCAAGCAUAUGACUCCUCGUCAAAUGCGGUUCCGCAAGAAUCCUCGAGCUGGCGCUCACGACCCUGGUAGCGGUUCAGAAACGAACGAAGCAUCAGAGGAGCGCUGGGUUGAGCAGGGUGUGGACGAAAUUCUACAUCUGAAGAUUCUCGAAAGUUUGCUAGACACGGACGAACCGGCAACCAUCGUUUUAGCCACAGGAGACGCGGCGGAAGCCGAAUUCUCGGGCGGAUUUAUGAAGAUGGUAGAGCGGGCGCUGAGCCGGGGCUGGGCCGUAGAGCUGGUCAGCUUCAGCCAAGUGACGAGCUAUGCUUAUCGCCGGAAGGAAUUCCGGGCGAAAUGGGGGAACCGGUUUCGGAUGAUUGCGUUGGACGAGUAUAUUGAGGAGCUGCUGGAUAUGUAGGGCUGGUUACUACAUUAGUUGUUGCUGCUGGCAGGUCAGAUUGUUAUUCCUCCCAGAAUAGGAUGUUGGUGGUUUUAUGAAGAUAUUUAUCAGUGAUAG